Armigeres subalbatus is the source of this 1480-nucleotide messenger RNA. RefSeq names its product methionine synthase reductase-like. Gene Ontology annotation, biological process: homocysteine metabolic process. The record is from RefSeq and is a predicted model, not a curated record. Bases 83 to 1438 code for a protein of 451 amino acids. The transcript has 3 exons. Lineage: Eukaryota; Metazoa; Arthropoda; Insecta; Diptera; Culicidae. Gene Ontology annotation, cellular component: cytosol. Gene Ontology annotation, molecular function: [methionine synthase] reductase (NADPH) activity; FMN binding; flavin adenine dinucleotide binding.
AGCGUGGUUUGUUGUUUAUUGUUUAUGUUUUGAAUUUGAACCAUUUAAUAAUUCCAAUCACCAACUUGCUACUCGUUUAACAAUGAAUCUAAGCGAUAUCAUACAACAAUAUUCUAAUAUAGCAAUAAAGCUACCACCGGUUAAUAUAACAUAUAUUAAAACAUCAUAUUCCGACGAUUAUCAGGAGAUUCCGAGUGAACCUAAGCAUUCGCAAAUCAACUGCUGUCAACCUUUCGAAGCGACGGGCGUGUUCGAGUAUGCAAUAAAUAGCUACAAAAUCAUUGCCCAAGGUGAAGAUAUUAAAACCGUGUACGACUUAACACUCACAACCGAAUCCAGAACUGAUCAUGCAUACCAUCCUGGCGACACAGUGGGAAUAUUGACAAAGAAUUUCGACAAUGAUGUGAGCAAUUUAUUGAAUCAUUUGGAAUUGGAAUCCUUUGCUGAUCGCACCAUCCGAAUUGAAAUUGACCCUUCCACCAAAAAGAAAGCAGCAAAACUUCCGUCGUACGUACCAUCGACUGUACAGAUCGUAAAGCUUUUCACGGAAUGUCUUGAUCUGAAAGCAAUUCCCAAAAAGUUAUUCAUUCGAGCUCUGCUAGAUCACACAACAGAUGAAAUAGAACAGAAAUUCUUAUCGUUGUUAUGCAGCAAAGAAGGACGGGUCUACGAUGACAUUAUCCUGGAGCCAAGGUUGAGUUUCAUCGCAUUACUAAAGAGUAUUCCAAACUGUAAACCACCCAUAUCGAUCCUAAUAGAGCAUCUACCACGUUUAAUGCCACGCCCAUAUUCCAUUGCUAACUACCACGAUGGAACAGGACAGCAAUCGCACAAGCUAAGAAUAAUUUUCUCACUGAAUGAAGAUCGCCCAGGGUUGACAACUACAAUGCUGAGAAAAUGUUGCCUCGAUAGACAUUCCAUAUUUCUAUACUUUAGAAAAUCGACGCGAUUCGUCUACGUGGACGAUGAUAUUCAAAACGAAGUUGUCAUGGUAGGAGUAGGCACGGGAAUUGCACCGUACUUAAGUUUUCUCGAGAAACGGUCCCUGGCAUUGAAGCGAAAUGCGCUGAACAACGCAUGGCUCAUCGCUGGAUUCCGGUACGAGAAGUCCAGUUACAUUUGCCGCGACGAACUUGAACAAUACGGUAAGGAAAGGAUUCUGAGUAAUCGCACGGUGGCAUUUUCGAGGGAUCCUGGAGCACAGUUUCGCUACGUUCAAGACUUGAUGGAAGCAAAUAAAGAAGCAUUGGUAAAGUUGCUUUGUAGUGCCGACAGUAAGUUCUACGUUUGCGGCGAUGGCAAAAUGAUGUUGCCUCAAGUCGGACGUAAAUUAUCCGAGAUAGUCAGUUCUGUUCAAGGUAUCACGCAGGAGGAAUCCGAUUCCAUCAUUACUGAACUUAAAAAGUCGAACAGAUACAUUGAAGACAUUUGGCUUUGAGUCUUCUUACUGUGAAAUAAAAAUCAACCAUGUUAAAAAUCU